Monomorium pharaonis (pharaoh ant) is the source of this 6078-nucleotide messenger RNA. It is a transcript of the gene ltl, whose product is annotated as protein artichoke. Bases 1911 to 3923 code for a protein of 670 amino acids. The record is from RefSeq and is a predicted model, not a curated record. Lineage: Eukaryota; Metazoa; Arthropoda; Insecta; Hymenoptera; Formicidae. The transcript has 9 exons. Gene Ontology annotation, molecular function: protein binding.
GUACACAGAUGCAGGCAGAGCGCCGGAGAGAAACGAUGUACUUAUACGGACGCCGAUAGCCAAGAGAGAGAAAAAGGAGAGAGGACACAACAAAUAAGAAGCGAAAAGAAAAGGUGUCGCGACGAGAGCUACCGGGCUACCUGAGAGAUACUUGACGUCGUAAAUCUCGUCGAAACGCUUUCGGGCGCAAGAGACAGGAACAUUCGAAGUCGACUUCUUUCCUCUGUCCUUAAGAAUUGCCAAUGAUAAAUCGACCGAGCCUAAACCUAAGGAGCCUAACGACCACAACAGCUGUUCCUCGGCUGGUCCCAUCGAAUUGAUCCAUCCACUCCAAAAAAAUUCGUGCGUCUCGCACGAAUCUAGAACUUGGCUUCCAAAAACGCAAACACGAGUAAAUAAAAUUGCAACUUGGUUUCACUUUCAAAAUUCCUUAAAAGCUUCCUUCAAAAACUUUCUGACGUGUAAAUUAAUUUAAUCGAACUUAGUUGACAAUUCCCUCUAUAAUGUACAAUGGAUUUUUAGAUUCAUUUUAGCUUGUGGCUAGAUAAAGAGAGGAAACAUGGUCGCCAUGAAAAGAGGAAGAAAGCGCAAUGGAGGGCGAGCGGGAAAGAGAGCGCGAAAGAAGCAUCUAUAUAUUUUCUUUCAUGUCGUGCACCGUGCGAAGCAGUUAAGUAAAGGUCACAAGUUGAGCAAUCUGUCCGUUUAUCGGUGCAAACAACAUUCGCUUGGCGUGAGUGCGCCGCAACGGACGGCGAAGGAGAGGUUGAUGAAUCUUCCGCACCGGAGUUUGUCUUUUUUCUUCCUUUGGAGCGAUCAAAACUUCCGGGAAUAAUUGGAUAAACGUAAAAAGAGGUGAAAAAGUUUGCCUACCGGGGACUAAUAAGGGACUCGAGUAAGCGUGGUAGUCACGGGGCGAGGGAGUAAGGAACGUACUGUGGGAGGAGGAGGAGGAGGAGAAGGAGGAGUGCGAGGUGAACAACAACGAGAAGGCGGGGAAGCAGAGGUACGAGAAUAUGCAUAGUAUUGGGGUGUGGUGGUAAGGUGCAGGGGGAGAGCAGCUGUUGAAGCGGAGCAGAGCCGGGCCGGGCUGGACCGUUGGCGAGUGAGGAGCGCGCGGCAGCGCCGGUAGAAAAAGAAGAUGAGGCCGUCGUCGUCGGUGUACGCGCGUAACGUACGACGGAGGGGGUCGUAAGAAGAGUGAAGAAGAGCCCGGAGGGAGUUCGUCCCACGGUGGAUACCGACGCGACGACUCGGUUGCUCGCGACUAUAAGUAAGUCUCGCGCGGCGCGCCGCGACUUAAUGCCGUCGUCGCGUCCGUGGCGCCAAGAAGAAGGUCCGUUGGCCACCGUUGGACGAUAAACCUCCUUCUCUCCGGUGCGUCCCCGCGACUACGAAGAAGAGGAGCGAGAGAACGAGAGAAAGGGAGAGAGAGAGAAAGAGGGAGGCGCGGUGAACUUAUAUUCCGUAGGAUAGUGUGGAUCGGCGACAGUGCAGAUAACACGUGGCUGUCAGUCGCUGCUCCGCUACUGUGUCGGUGUCGGUUCGCCACCAGUGAUUAAAGAGAGAGAGAGAGAGAGAGAGAGAGAGAGAGAGAGAGAGCGCGCGCAACUGCUCCGGAUUUCUUUUUCGCUGUGCCAUGAAACAUUGUGCCAACGUUCGCAUCUUCCUUGACGAGGGACAGUCUUAACGGGGCUAGAGGGUAAGAGUCGUAACGUCGUGUGUACAUAGUGUACCGCGAGUGACAAGGAGAACAUUCUUCUCGGUGGUGAUCGCGCAGGGGUGGUGAUUCCACCGCUUUUCGCGAACCGUCAUCCUUUUCUUUCUGUUUCUGAUCACCCGCAAGAGAUCAAUCAUCGGUAAUCGCACUUUACGAUAAUCGGUGCUUCCGCUUCCGCGUGCCAAGUGACAGCAUGUCCGGCAUUCUCUACACGCUGCUGGGCCUCGCGGCCAUUCAUUGCGCCGUACGCCGCGAGAUCAGCCCGUGCACCUGUCGACAGGAGGAGUUUUCCAGUUCCGUUAGCAAUCAAGCGGCGGUGGCGGCGACGGUGGCUGCGACGGUAGCCGCGUCUAAUCCCGGGGUCGCCAACGCGAACAACAAUGCCGGCGGUGGUAGUCAUCACGUAGGAGAGCGUAUCGAGGUGGUGUGCGAGAAGAUGAAGUCAUUCGAUCAACUGGCCGAGGCACUUAGCGGCAAGUUUACUCCCGAGCAGCAGAUCACCCUGCGGGUAACGCGGUCGAAUCUGCGGGACAUAUCGCGCCACGACUUCAAGGAGCUGCGUAUGUCCAUCACCCGACUCGAGUUGAAUCACGAUUAUCUUGGGGUCGUGGACGGCGACGUUUUCGCCGGUCUGGGUCGUACGCAGUAUUUGAGUCUCGCGGACAAUGAAAUACCGACGAUACCAAAGCACAUUUUGUCACAUCUGUCAUUGCUACGAACUUUGGAUCUCAGCAGGAAUCGGAUAAGCCGCAUCGAUUUGGAUGACUUCAAGUACAAUCCGAUGCUUCAGCACUUGGCCAUGGCCGGAAACGCGAUCUCUGAGAUGACCCCCGGUUCGCUGCCGCCUCUGGUGAAGCAUCUGCAUGUUGGCAGAAAUCGUCUGAACAGUCUAAAUCAUACUCUAAGAGAUUUGAAUCAACUCGAGUGGUUGCUCAUUAAUUCUAACGAGCUCACGUCACUCGACGGCGAGCUACCGUCGUCCGGCCACAAUCUCAAAAUGCUUUACGCCGUGGAUAACAAGUUGACGCAUCUUCCGGCCGAGUUCCGAUACCUUCACCGUCUGGAGAAUCUCUUCCUCCAGCAGAACAAGAUCCGAAAUCUCGACGGCACUCUGCAGAAAGCCAGACGCCUAAAAUUCCUGGAGCUCUCAUAUAACGAAUUGCAAGAGCUGAACGCGGACGAUUUCAUAGAGGCAGAGAUGUUGGAGGACCUCGAGCUCGGGCACAACUCCAUCAAGUCUCUCGGCGGCGUGGACAGCGAUGGGAACUGGAGUAGCGCCCUUUAUCCCCUCAGGUCACUGAAGUGCCUGAACUUGACGUACAACGAGCUCCGCGAGUUCUCCCUGGUUUCCCUGCGUGGUCUGCGCGAGCUCAAGUUGCUCGAUCUGUCGAACAACCGGAUCGCGAGACUGCACAGAGGAAGGCCGUCCUCCGAGAAUUUGGUGGAUGAGGAGGGCGAGGAGAUCGCGGGUAGUACUAUCCAGGACUUGCGGCUUCAGCAUAACGAGCUGCGUAGCCUGGACGGCUCUCUGUUUUUGGGCAUGAAGGAGCUGCAGAAGCUCAAUCUCAGCCACAACGCGCUAGGCCCCACAAUCGGGCCGCGCGACCUGCGCGGUCUCGACGGGCUACGCGUGCUCGACAUCUCGCAUAAUCAACUCACUACCCUCGAGGACACAUCGGAGACGUGGCUGCCGUCCCUGGAGGAAUUAAACGCGUCGCAUAAUCGCCUGGUCACGCUCUCCGGCCGAGAUUUUCGCGGUUUCCCGGUACUCUGCGGGGCCGACGUCAGCAUGAAUCAAAUACGUACUCUCAUGCCGGAGCUGGUUGCCAAUACACGAUGCACGAUUCACGGAGUCCCCGACGUGCUACGUAUAUACCUUCAAGAUAAUCCCGUGCUGUGCGACGCCGGCCUGGCCGACUUGACCGUCGCGCUCGAGGUAAAUCACGCCAAGGUUUACGGGGUCGGUAGUAAUUGCCCAACCACGACAACGUCCGCGCCGACGACGACGUCGACGACGCCGUCAACGACGACGACGACGACGACGACGACGACGACGACAACAACGACAACGCCGACGCCGAUGCCAAUGCCGACGACCGAGAUGACGUCGGCGCUACCGUCAGUACCGCUACCGCCGACGCUUCUGCUGGCCGCCGCGGCGGCCGCGUCCGGGGGCAACGUGUCCUUCGCCGCCACCCUCGAGUAACCGCUUUGGCAUCGCCGCGGUGCGUGCUGGCCCUAUAAGAAUAAUUGCGCGAGCACCACAUCAAGCAGGUCCGGUAAAGAUCCGACGAAGGAAGAAAGGAAGGAAGAAAGGAAGGAAGGAAGGAAGGAAGGAAGGAAGGAAGGAAGGAAAAAAGAAGAGAGAAAUUCGCGCGAAAGUUUGUCGUCUUGAAUGAGAACGGCAAGAAAGGCGCGAAGACCAAAGUACGAUCGUUCGAAACGACACGCCGUCUCCGUGGACACCCCAUUGAUAGUGCGCAUCGCGUGUAUGUACAUACUUCGUGCAACGUAAUGCAACAUAACGGGCUCGACGAUCUUCCCGAGCGAUUUCGAACGGGGAGACGGUGUGUUUGUGUGUCUGUCUCCGCGCAUAAAUAGAAAAGUGAUUUUACGCGAGCGGCGAAUCUCUCCACAAGUCGCCGAGAGAGAAGCACCUUCUUUAGUCGUAGCAAGUCCCGAGAUAGACCCGCACAGCCGCGAUUAUGUAUACUUAGGAGAAUCUUGCGCGUCUCGUUGGAUAUUCGGGCUGCACGAGGACCGCCCGUUCAUCCAAUAUCUUGAAAUAAUUCAAGAUCUAGGAUUCAUAUUAUAAUUAUUACGUCGUCAAUAAGAAACGAAUUAAUGCGGAAUUGUACUGCGUACGAACAAAUUAUAUUCACUUUUCCAUUCAGCAACAGACGAGGUCUUACAUGCCCUUGCAUUGUACAUAGUUUCCACCGACAGAAAGUUUACGUAGAAGUAAGUAAGUAAGCCGUCUAAAAAGUUUUCGUCUAGUAGAGCGCAAAGUAGAGAAUGAUGGAUAUGGAACGUAUCCAUGAAAUUAGAAAUCGUACCGAUUGACGAUUCUUAUGUAUAUACGUUUGGCAUCAAGACAAGAUUCAAUCGCGUGUUUAAUAUAAUAACAAAGCAAUAUAUAAUAUAUAUAUUGAAUAUCAUUAUAUUUUGAAAAUGCGCAUCGCGUAGAGCAUCUCGAGCGUCUCGAGCCCGCAGCGGAAAUGCGUUAAUCAUCCUUUUUUCUGAUAAAUUUCCAACGUAUCACGAAACGAUGAUAUGAAUGAAGGAAAACAGCAACGUUUUUACAACGUGAUAAUUCGCGGAAGACUUCAAUCUUCAAUCGUUUCUCGAUGGUCAUGUAUAUGCAAAUGAAUUCCCGGCGGGUCAAUGAAGCAAAUAAAAUCUGUUAACUUUAUGCCGUUGGCACAGGCAGAUUGGCAGUGGGCGAUCAAUUGACUCCUUCGUUAACUCGUGCCAAUAGGGACGAAUUGUUAUCAGCGUGCUUCCACGCAUACAUAAUUGGAUCGGCCCGUUUAUCAUCCGCGCACGAUGUUCGGUUAUUUCGUGCGCGCGUAAAUAAUAUUCCGAUGUGGCGUAAAAACAUUUGUUUCCACAAAAAAUUCGGAAAGAAACACUACGUGUUUUUCUCCGAAUCAAAACUAUUUCAAAUUACGUUAAAUGUGGAAUAAAUAUAAAAAUUUGUAAGAUCCGUAAAAAGAAGUGUAUAAAUGGUGUUAUUCUGAGAUUAUUAGAUCUAUUAAGACGGGCGUGAUUAAUGUUUCUUGAUUUUUUACACAAUUUGCGCACACACACACAUACAAACAAACACACACACACACACACACACACACACACACACACAAAAUUGUAAAAGGCAGCCAAGCACGACUGCUAGCUUAAUUUUAGCUAGAACUUUCAGAAUCAAAAUAAUUUAUCUUUAUUAAGUAUUUCAAUGAAAGUAACUUUGCGUCGUGGAGAGACAUCGUGAGAAUGAAAUAAAUGUUUAAGUAUUACAACGAGCAAAUGUAAUAUCUAUUUAAUAAGUAUGCGUAUAUGAAAUACCACCGGAGAUGAUCACAGGCGCAGAUUAAUUAAUGUAAGAUUCAAAUAUCGUACUGAUUUUACUUGUAAGUGAAUUUCUCGCUAUGUCCGCAAAGAUGACGCAACGUUACGUGUACGUAGGUACCAUUUAUAUAUACAUAUGUAUAUGUACAUAUAUAUACUUAUAAAAAGACAAAACAGAGACCUGUUUAUAUAAUUUUAGCGACUAAGUUAUUAUUUAUCCGCACUGUGAUUUGCGAUUUGCUCUUUUAUGACUUUUAUGACAAAAUAAAAAUAAAAAUUGAAGAAAAAAAACUAAAAAA